This is a messenger RNA of Homarus americanus (American lobster), 646 nucleotides long. RefSeq names its product 60S ribosomal protein L12-like. The transcript has 5 exons. Bases 74 to 571 code for a protein of 165 amino acids. The record is from RefSeq and is a predicted model, not a curated record. Gene Ontology annotation, biological process: translation. Gene Ontology annotation, molecular function: large ribosomal subunit rRNA binding; structural constituent of ribosome. NCBI's taxonomy places the organism in Eukaryota, Metazoa, Arthropoda, Malacostraca, Decapoda, Nephropidae. Gene Ontology annotation, cellular component: cytosolic large ribosomal subunit; ribosome.
AGCCACUACUCUGCCUUUCCUUGGUUAACUUUGACAGUGAUCACACGUUCGCCUAGUCGUCCUCGCCGCCAACAUGCCGCCUAAGUUCGAUCCUACCGAAAUCAAAGUUGUGAAGCUGCGUGCAGUUGGUGGGGAGGUUGGAGCCACGUCCUCCCUGGCCCCUAAGGUGGGCCCCCUCGGCCUUUCCCCAAAGAAGGUUGGUGAAGAUAUCUGCAAGGCCACCACCGCAUGGAAGGGGCUCAAGGUGACAGUGCAGCUCACCAUCCAAAACCGUCAAGCACAGGUGGAGGUGGUGCCUACAGCUGCAGCUCUUCUCAUCCGCUGUCUUAAGGAGCCACCAAGAGACAGAAAGAAGGUUAAACACAUUAAACACAACGGCAGUAUCAGUAUGGAUGAGGUGAUAAACACUGCCCGCAUUAUGAGGCCCCGUUCCAUGGCCAGGACCCUUGCUGGCACUGUUAAGGAAAUGCUAGGCACUGCCAAAAGCAUUGGCUGCAUGGUAGAAGGUCAGUGCCCAAGUGAAAUACAGGCUGCCAUUGACAGCGGGGAAGUGGAGGUGCCCGAUGAGUGAGCCAAGCAUCCCCACACAUUCUGGACUAUACAUUACAGGUACAGUAACCUUAAAAUAAAGAAGAGCUCAUUUACA